Molecule: messenger RNA, 750 nt
Organism: Gordionus sp. m RMFG-2023
Lineage: Eukaryota; Metazoa; Nematomorpha; Gordioida; Chordodea; Parachordodidae
Product: eukaryotic translation initiation factor 5A-1-like
Exons: 2
Coding region: 119-586 (155 amino acids)
Biological process (GO): translational elongation; positive regulation of translational elongation; positive regulation of translational termination
Molecular function (GO): ribosome binding; RNA binding; translation elongation factor activity
Source: RefSeq, a predicted model, not a curated record
CUAAAAAUGAAUAAAUAAAUCCAAUUUAAUUUGUUUAUUAUUUGUAUCCGCGUGUUGCUUGUAUCCGGUAAAUAGCGCUUUUCUUUUUUACGUCCAACAUUUUGCAUAAUUAGAAAAUAUGGCAGAUGAGGAAUUCGAGCAGGUUUCUUCUGGAGCUUCAGAGACGUUUCCAAUGCAAUGCUCAGCUUUAAGGAAAAAUGGAUUGGUAGUACUAAAAGGUCGUCCAUGCAAAAUAGUUGAGAUGUCAACAUCAAAAACUGGUAAACAUGGGCAUGCUAAAGUACAUUUAGUAGGAAUAGAUAUUUUUUCUGGUAAAAAAUAUGAGGAUAUUUGCCCUUCAACUCAUAAUAUGGAUGUACCCAAUGUGUUAAGACAAGAGUUACAACUUGUAAAUAUUGAUGAUGAAGGAUAUAUGGAAUUAAUGGAUGAUAAAGGUAAUACUAGACAAGAUUUGAAGUUAGAAGGUGAUUUAAAAAAGGAUAUAAUGGACAAGUUCAACAAUGAAGAGACAAUUUAUGUGGCAAUACAAAAAGCAAUGGGCACUGAGACUGCUGUUGGAUUUAAAAAUAUGUCUGAUAAAAAAUAACCGGUAAAUUGAAUUAUUGUUAUGCGAAUUUUAUAUUUGGGAAUCAACAAAAAUUAUGCAUCAAAACCUUCAUCCAAUGUAAAUAAAAAAAUAUAUUACAGCUUUUAAUGCUUAUUUCUUUUUGAUUUUUGUUGUUUUUAUUACAAAUAAAAUGUUAUAAUUAA